This is a messenger RNA of Geodia barretti, 1305 nucleotides long. The record is from the annotation of a GenBank genome assembly. Lineage: Eukaryota; Metazoa; Porifera; Demospongiae; Tetractinellida; Geodiidae.
CCCCCCACUUGCUUGCUAAAAGUACGACAAGUUUAGGAUCAACCAAUUCUCCACAACCAAUGUCAUCUCCGAUGUCUGAUACAUAUGCACCACAGGACGUGAAGUUGUGGAAGACCCACGUGAGGAAGAAGUCAACUGACGAUAUCCUGGAGGAGGAGGUCCCUCCUGCCAAACCUUCAUCUCCCACCAAGGACUCUGUAACUGUUAGUCCUGUGAGAGAAAUAAAUCCUGUGAGUUAGCGAUCUACCUAUGUAUGUAUGUGUACCUAUUCUUGAGUUCGAUGACAUUGUUGGCAAGCUAAUUAUGCCAACGUACUAAUUGUGCUGUUUUGUUGUGUUUAUGCAUCGUGUUAGUGUUAAAGCCAAUGUGGCAAUACAUUAUUAUAAGGAGAAUGUUGCUAAAAACACUGCACCAUAUUGAAAAUGUAGCCAUUAUGAACUGUCACAUUCCCUAACUAAUGGACUAAAUGGACUGGAUUUUGACUCCACCAAACUAUUAUGAAACGUGAAAUCCGACUACAGCUAUACAAUGCCCGCACCUCCAGGCCAGCAGUCCCCAGUUGUCUCAGAAAGACAUUGGAGCCGUCACGUCGUCGACUGGAGAGGUGGGAGGAGGAGGAGGUGGAGAAGAAGGGCCAGAGAAAGAGAACGAAGCCCAAGAAGCCUGCAGUCGUGAGCGUGGGUGGAACGGACGUCCCCCUGAGGGAAAAGAUCCUCAAGAAAUCAGUUUCCAACCAGUCGACCGACGGCAAGACUCAGGGACUCUCCAUGUUUGAUACAGAGCUAAGUAUUGACAACAGAGCUAAGCAGCGGUCUUCGUGGAUGAACCAACAGAAGGAAGAGUGCGACGUGUGCAAGAAGACGGUGUAUGCCAUGGAGAGAUUGGAGGCCGAUAAGCUCGUCUACCACAAGACUUGCUUCAAGUGCAGCGUCUGCAACAAGACACUUGGUGUUGGCACAUACGCUGCGCUGCACGGCGUCAUCUACUGCAAAGUCCACUUCAAACAACUCUUCAAGAUAAAGGGAAACUACGACGAAGGCUUCGGUCGCGAGCAGCACAAGACUAAGUGGGUUAAGAAGGAGGACUAGUAAACUAGCAUCACUAGCACUAUUCUCUGACUGUCGUUUUUUCCACUGAUGUGUGUGUUAUAAUGUAUUCCUCACUCGCUGUACAAUGCAUAUUUAUUUUGACUGCACCACUACGUAGUAGUAGGAACUUGUCUCUAUUACCCUCGGCGCGCAUGCGCAGCAAGGGUACGGUAGCUGUCUAGUUGGGGUCGUGUAUAAUUAUAGUGUGUGUGUGUGU